CGUUCAAUUUGGAUAGUUGAACAAUGAAGUGCCUUGUGGCACUCUUCCUAAUUCUUCCAAUUGUCAUAUACAUCGCUCCCUUUUCAUCUCCAUCACGUGCCAUCUCGUUAUGCAAUGGCCCUUGUCAAACCCUAGAUGAUUGCACCGGCCAAUUGAUAUGCAUCAGCGGAAGGUGAAAUGACAAUCCGGACGUAGGCACGCAGAUGUGUCACAAUACUACAUCACCUUCCGGUGGAGGAUGUCAGUCCUCGGGUACUAUGCACUGCCACGGCAAGUCCUUCCCUAAAUAUCGUUGCUCGCCCCCGGUAACGUCUUCCACUCGAGCAACCUUGACGAACAAUGAUUUCAGCGAAGGCGGUGAUGGUGGGGGCCCGUCGGAGUGCGACGACAGUUACCACAAAAACUCAGAGCUGAUUGUUGCACUGUCGACCGGGUGGUAUGCUAGCGGGUCUCGAUGCGGGGAUACGAUCAGGAUAACAUCUACGAAGACCGGGAGGACCGUGAUGGCCAAGGUGGUCGACGAGUGCGACUCUUUGAAUGGGUGCGACGAUGAACACGACAAUCAGCCGCCGUGUAGGAACGACAUUGUCGACGCUUCAAAUGCGGUGUGGCAGGCUUUGGGGUUGGACAUAGAAGUGGGUGAAGAGGACGUUACAUGUUCCACGGCAUAGAAAUUCUUGCGUUUUCCUUCCCCAGAGACGAUCGAAUAUAAGGAUAAAUAAGAUUUGUGGUUGUUGGUUGCUGACUGGUGUUCGGUAAUAUGUUUG
Rhodamnia argentea is the source of this 767-nucleotide messenger RNA. RefSeq names its product kiwellin-like. The transcript has a single exon. Bases 204 to 671 code for a protein of 155 amino acids. NCBI's taxonomy places the organism in Eukaryota, Viridiplantae, Streptophyta, Magnoliopsida, Myrtales, Myrtaceae. The record is from RefSeq and is a predicted model, not a curated record.